GUCACAUGAUGGGAGAGGCCGGAAAUAGCUUUCACGCACCAGAAUCUUGGAGUCCAGGAUGGUGGUGAAGGUGUACAUCACUUCGGUGACCGGGUCCAGGGAGAUAAAAUCCCAGCAGUGUGAGGUGAUGAGGAUCUUGGACAGUAAGAGCAUUGUAUACGAGACAGUGGAUAUCUCCGUGGACAACAAGUUACGCGAAGAAAUGCGGGACAAGGCUGGGGACCCCAAAGCAUGUCCACCUCAGAUUUUCAAUGGGGAUGAGUACUGUGGGGGCUAUGAACUGCUUGCAGCUGCUGCAGAAGAGGAGAUCGUGGACCAGUUCCUGAAACUUAAGGCUUAGAAUCAUGUACGCGUUCACUGACCCAGCUUUGACACUUCCGUCGCCAUUCAUUCCUUCAUAAAGACAUAGACUUCUUACUGUUUCUUUACCAGAACAUACUUUUUCUUCUUAAUUUGCUUGUAGCAUUCCAUAAUUUAUCAUCCAUUCCAGAAAUCGCAUUCCUAGAAAUUGUAUUGCUUUUCAUUUAUUCCUGGGAUACUGGAAGCAAGGAAAACCUUUUAUUAUGAUGUUAUACAUUUCCUUCUCUGUUGGAAAUCAAGGGAUUUUCAACCAACAUUUUCUUUAUAUAUCUGUGAAUUUAUUCCAUGUGUUUUUUGCCAAAGAGGAAGUAAGAAGUCUUCCAAAGUGAUCAAUAAAUCUGCUUUUCACAUGG
Molecule: messenger RNA, 713 nt
Organism: Spea bombifrons (plains spadefoot toad)
Lineage: Eukaryota; Metazoa; Chordata; Amphibia; Anura; Pelobatidae
Gene: SH3BGRL3
Product: SH3 domain binding glutamate rich protein like 3
Exons: 3
Coding region: 59-340 (93 amino acids)
Cellular component (GO): cytoplasm
Source: RefSeq, a predicted model, not a curated record